AUGCAACCUCAACCAAUCUCCCCCGAGGCAGCGGAAAAUUCACUUUUUCUAAAGCUGGUACACUGGCACAAGCUUUUCGAAUCAGACACCCCACCCCGACUUGGUAUCGAUGUUGAAAAGCGCAUACAUUAUGCAACUCUCUCCGGAUUUGUUUCUGGAUUGGCCCUGGGAUAUGCUCAUGGUAGCAAAAGAGCAGGCCUAGUGUUCAGAGCAGAGAACGCGCAUCGAUUUCCAACAUCUUCCACCGGGUGGUUCCAAUAUCACAAGACAAAGAACUACAUCUCAAUUGUUGGUGGUGUGAAGGAUGGAGCCAAACUAGGACUCAGACUGGGGACAGGAGCGCUAGCAUUUUCCUUAUUUGAGGAGACAGUGGAUUAUGCCCGACAUGAUGAGCGAGACUUUUUGUCAACAGUGACGGCUGGCUUAGCAUUUUCUGGAAUCUACAGCUUACUGUCUCGCCAUGAUGUUUUUACAGCAGCCCGUACCGCAAAGCUUGGUUUGAAGCUGAGUUUGACAUAUGGUCUCCUGCAAGAUGCCUUGGAGACUAUGAAAGGAAACCGCCCGCGAUACCUAGAUUUCUUCCUGGGCAAGCGACAUUCUCAAUGA
This is a messenger RNA of Penicillium malachiteum, 606 nucleotides long. RefSeq lists its product as uncharacterized. The coding region runs from base 1 to 606 and encodes 201 amino acids. Lineage: Eukaryota; Fungi; Ascomycota; Eurotiomycetes; Eurotiales; Aspergillaceae. The transcript has 2 exons. The record is from RefSeq and is a predicted model, not a curated record.